Molecule: messenger RNA, 1493 nt
Organism: Chironomus riparius
Lineage: Eukaryota; Metazoa; Arthropoda; Insecta; Diptera; Chironomidae
Source: the annotation of a GenBank genome assembly
AAUAAAUUCAAAAUUAUUCAGUAAAAUUUGUAAACAAGCCAAAAGCUGCACAAAAAUUUAAAAUUUUUUGAAUUCAAUUUAAUUAAAUAUAUAGGAUGGAGAAGCUCGAAAAGCUAAUUGAUCCAGAUAAUUGCAUGGUCUGCGGGAUACUUAUGGGUUGCUACAAGAAUUCUCUAACAGUAGUGACUAGUUAUACUCAAAAGCCGAUAUUUCAACUUAUUGAGGAAUUUACAAAUACACAUUUCUCAGAGGAUAUAGUCAAUGAAGGCGGUGUAUGCGAUUCAUGCAUAGAGAAGUUUUAUGAAUAUGAUCAAUAUCAAAAUUUGGCUCAAAAGAUACAGGAAGAAAUUGUCAGCCUCUUUGACUCCUCAGUCAGUGAAAAUGAUGAUCAGCAAGGAGAUUUAAAUGAUCAAGAAGUGAAAUCAGAAUUGAUUGAGGAUGAUGAGAUAGUUUAUGAUAAUAUUGAGGAUGUAAAAGCGACUGAAUUACUUUUAGCGGAAGCGAUGAUAGAAACUGCUAAUGACAAUCAGUCAGUCGAAGUAGAUCUAGUUGAGGUUGACUUCCUUGACAAUACAAAAUUACCUAGAGAGUUUCAAAGUCCUGAAGAUAAGCAUAAAGUUAUCAAAUCAAAGUUCAUUAAAUCUGAAGGAGACGAUUCGGUGAUUGUCGUUCAGUUGGACAAUAAUGCUAAGCUGUUUCAGUGCGAGAUUUGUGAGCGAACAUUCAAGGAAAAGUCUAAACUCAAGUCACAUCGACAGAUACAUACAACUGAACGGAACUUUGUCUGUCCUACUUGCAAUAAGGCUUUCAAAACACAAGCAUGCUUGCGAUCGCAUAGACGAGUCCAUAAUCCAGUCACGAUUGAGUGUGACUAUUGUGGAAAGCUGUAUACACAAAAACCUGAAUUAAUUAAGCACAUCAAUUUUGUACAUUUUAAUAGACGUGAUUAUCACUGUGAAAUUUGCAACGCCUCAUUUGGAUGUAAAGGACAUUUAAAGGCUCACUAUUUAACGCAUCAGCAGUUUAGAGGAAUUUCAUGUGAAGUCUGUGGUUAUUCAUUCCAUACACGAGCUAAGCUACAAAGACAUAUGAAAUCACAUAGUGGUGUUCGAGAUUAUGAGUGCGGGAUAUGCCAUAAAAGAUUCCUCUAUUCCUACAACGUAAGUGCUCACAUCAGACAUGUUCAUUGGAAAGAAAAGAGAAAAGUUGAUGAGUCAUCAAGGACGUGCAGUGUCUGUUCAAAGAAAUUCCAAAAGAUUUGGAAGCUACGCGAGCAUCUACAAGUUGAGCAUCAACUGAUUGAGACCGAAAUUAUUGAUGAAUGUGAAAUAUUGGAGGAUGGCGAGACAAUUGAAAUGGAAGAACUUGUGGAAGCAUAAAAAAUGAAGUUUAUUAUGUCAAAAUAUAUUGUUUGUUAAGUAAAGAAUAAAAGGCAAAGAAUAAGCAGACGAAAAAGAAAUUCAAAAUGUUCGUCCACAAAUAUUUACUCUCAC